Molecule: messenger RNA, 3167 nt
Organism: Branchiostoma belcheri (Belcher's lancelet)
Lineage: Eukaryota; Metazoa; Chordata; Leptocardii; Amphioxiformes; Branchiostomatidae
Exons: 13
Coding region: 317-1951 (544 amino acids)
Biological process (GO): lipid metabolic process
Molecular function (GO): calcium ion binding
Source: RefSeq, a predicted model, not a curated record
GCCUGUUGGAUACAGUAUUGGUUAUUCUGCUAAUAACGUAACUACGCUGCGUUUGCAUCCCAAGUUACGGAGGUGGGGUUAGUGUGCAGGUUCUUGAUCUUAAGCAAGACUUCACUUGGUCCAGCAGGCGUGCAGGUAACAGGAGUUUUGAAGAAGAGAAAGGUCAACUGUCGGGACUUCUGAGAACGUGGUGGUUUGCUGCUAUUAGUCCAACUGUCUUGGAAAAAAGAAUCGGGUGCACAUACCGUACAUAGUGCAUUGACGCAGUUAGAAGACGGUCGAGCUCAAUCAGACGACAUCGGAAGCACAGAACGAAAUGGGGAAUGUGGAAUCACAUCAAGAGAAGAAGCCACUGGACGUUGCGGCAAUAGACGACCCACAGGACAAGGAGUUCGGAAACUAUGACUUCCCGUUUGAGAACCUGGUGAUAGAGGGAGGAGGGGCCCGAGGAGUGGCGUAUGUUGGCGCGCUGAGGGUUCUGGAGUCUGCUGGAAUCCUGACGAACAUCAAACGAGUGGCGGGGGUGAGCGCAGGAGCCAUCACGGCGACGUUCGUGGCCCUGGGACUGAGCUGCGCGGACGUGGCACAGGAGGCUGACGUGGAUCUGGGCAAGAUUCUCAUCUCCGGAGGAUACAUGCAGAAACUGGUCAAACCAGUCAACCUGUACAGACGCUACGGAUGGGAAACAGGUGACGGGUUCUCCCAGUUCUUUGGAGGCAUCCUGGAGAAGUUCACACGUAAGGAAGGCCGUCCUGGGAACCCAGACGUCACCUUCAAGCAGCUGUACAAAAUGAGCGGAAUCGAACUCUGCAUCGUGGUGACAAACUUGGACCAGAUGACGGAGGAAUACUGCCACGUCAAGACCACGCCCGACCUGCCCAUCCGUAAGGCUGUCAGGAUGUCCAUGUCCAUCCCAGGACUAUUCCAGCCGGUGAUGACCGAUUACCAUGGAGACAAAGAGUUCUACGUGGAUGGGGGGGUGAUCUGUAACUAUCCUCUCCACGCCUUCGAUGGCUGGUGGCUCUCCAUGGAGGAGGCUGACUCGUUGUUCAGCAGACUGGAUGACCUGGCCAACCUCAGCCGUGCCAUGCACCGCUCCAACCGCUUCGAACCGGUCAACCCCAAAACCAUCGGCCUAAUGCUGUAUUCUGAAGACGACAUUGAGCAGUACCAGCAAGUUCUCUGUGACCGUCUGACGCAGGAGGAAAGGCUGUAUGAGAAGAAAAGACCUGACACCGAGGCAGUCAGGGCUUACCAAGAUAAGAGAACUGUUGAAACUGUCGAAGCCAUGGAGAACAGGAAGAAAAUCCGCGGACUGAUCGACAAGUUUCUGACAAGUCUGAAGAGCCAUAACAUAAAGCAGACCUCGACUAUCACUAGGGAGGAACUGCGCAGGGCUUUUACAGAGGCAGGAAAUGACUCACUGACUGACAAAGAAAAGCAGAAGCUGUUCGGGGAGUCUUACUCGGUAGACCAACUCUUCAAUCAGAUGGACGCUGACAAAGAUGGGAUGCUGACCUUCCAGGAGAUCCACGAGUUUUUCACCAACCGCGGCUUCAGCUGGCUGACUCGCAGUAUGGAAGAGAGGCGGGCACAUGUCACCAGUCUCAAAGACUACACCCUCAAGUACAUGGACCUUCUCGGGGUUCUGGGGAAGAAAGUCUAUCGCAAGGUUUACGAUAUGGACAGGACUAUCGGAGUGGACAGUGACUACGUGAAGACAACAGACUUUAAGCUGGAGGACGAGGAUAAAAUGUUUCUCUUCAAGCGUGGAGCUACCGGUACCCGAGCCUUCCUGCGCACGUACAUCGAGAAGAACAGCAUGAGGCCGGCUACGUCUACUGCAAAGCGUCGCUGGAAGAAGUUACAGCGCUGUGUGCUGUUCGCUCCGAGACUGAAGAAAGAGCCCGAGCAGGAGAGCCCUUCUACUCUCUUUUAUAAUUGGACAUAACCAAUCGAAUUUGCCUUGAAUGUGCAUGUGUGUUGGUAGAAGUCAUUAUGAAGUAAGUUCAAACUGUAAUUUCCAACACAUCUGAGCUGACAUCUAAGAUCUAGUUCCUGCAGCGGAGUUUCAAAGUUUGAGUUAAAAUUUUCAAGAAGUGUAAGGUUUAUGAUAUUUAAGUAGUCGAAAGCUAUUGGGACUGGGAGUAUGUGGUGUAAUUUUGGCCUCCUAGCAGCUUCGUUGGAACUGUAGUGGGCGUUUUGUUUUUAGUUUGGUUGCAAAUAACUGGAGCACGGGUGGAUGUUUUUUCAUUGUUUUAGGUAGGUAGGUGCCUCAGGUAAAGAUAAAAAUAAUGAGAUGAAUAUUAUACAAAUAAUCUGAUUUACAUAAGAAAUGAGGCAAACAUAUUUUGUGAUGGGCUUAAUGAUAACAAGUUUACUUGUGUUGGUAGAAGUAAUUAUGAAGCAAAUUUAAACUGUAAUAAAACUGAAAUUGGACUUGCAACUUCAGUCUUUGUCAAGAAAUGAGCAAUACACCACACCGUGAUGAAGCACAUGUUGCAGAAAGUCUGUGACGCUCCCCGUCUUUGUUGAGUGCACGCUGGUAAGGGAGACAUUGACUGGAGUUAUGCAGUAAAAGAUUUAUAGGUUUAUUCUAAUUUCUUGUGUUGGUUAUGGGAAAUUACUGCAAACUUUCUUCAUAACUUAGACUUGAAGUCUUACAUGUAAGUUAUUUUUCUUUUGCCAGUAAUGAUAAUUUUUCACAAAAUAACAUGUAACCUGUCAUGAUCUUUAGUCAUGUGUGAGACUCGAUAAUAAAUACUAGUAACGUAUCUUUUGCUUGACUACUGCACUCUGUCAUGACUCCUUUUCUGUCAAUCAAAAAUCAUUCCACUCCAGUUAUCAGGUAAUUGAGCACUUCUGUAUUUUCCACAUAAUUUCACACAUUCUGCAAAUUGACAAUUACGCUGAUUCUUUUUCUGCAGUCACAUUACAUUAUUUUCAUAUUUUCAUCAAAAUUCACAUAAUAAAUGUCAUAUCUAUACACUUUCACAAUAAUGUAGUUGUAUAUGAAAUUCAAGUCUUUGAAGAAGUUGGAAUAUACAAUACAUGUAUAAGUGGGAAAAGGGCUAGAUUUUAACAUGUUAGCAAACAUUUACAAUAACCAGGUAAGGCACUACUUUACAUUUUUAAUUACAUCACAUUCUGUGUAUGUAAAAAAUGAU